Molecule: messenger RNA, 993 nt
Organism: Schizophyllum commune H4-8
Lineage: Eukaryota; Fungi; Basidiomycota; Agaricomycetes; Agaricales; Schizophyllaceae
Exons: 3
Coding region: 1-993 (330 amino acids)
Source: RefSeq, a predicted model, not a curated record
AUGGACGCGUCUCUUCCUGCGCCAAUAAUUGGCGUGGCUAGGAUGAUCCUCGCUAGCACGGGCUUCCUCCUGAGCGUACUUUCUGCGCUGCUCAACGCGAUCCUCGGCCACAUCUCACCGAUGCAGCUACCAGUUCCUCCCCCUGCCCUCCCUCAGACCCUUCGUCGCCGAAAGAGGCAAUCACAGACUCCUCGUACCCCGUCGGUCAAGUCUGGCUCGAGCGGUUCUUCCACUGCCGUUCCCUUCACCCCUCCAGAUGGACCGGCACCUCAAGUACGGAUCGUCUCUGCAGAUGGCUCUCUGUCCCCGGCCUCGGCGUCUUCCCCUUCCAAAAUCCCUCUGUCAAGCAAGAUUCUCGUGCGCCGUCGGCGCAAGGGACCUUGCUCGCCAAAGGCAAUGCAGACAUGCCGAUCGGUGCCUACGACGCCCGUGGAGGAGCUAACGUCUCCGUUUGAGCUCACGCCGCCCACGCCACCGUCGCGCGCGGCGACCCUGACGCCAAACCUCGGAGCGCCCUCCUCACCAUUCGGUUUCGAUGAGAGCCUCGUGGUGGAGGUGCAGCAGACGCGCAGUUUCACUUUGAACAUUCGUCGGGCACUGGGCGGGGAGAAGGGGCCUCAAAAGCCCAACUUUGCGCGUACGGCCUCGACGCCGCAUGUGCCGCGGGCAGCUACGUUCGUCGGUGAGCCGGCACAGAUCCCGAGACGGAAAUCGUGCCCGGACAACAAGAAGGAGGCUUUGACGCGCUCGAUGACCAUGUCGCCCGAUUCUCCCUCGGAGCAGGCCGCACUCGACAGCCCGACCACCGCAGAGCGUCGAAGCAAGUCCCCAUUCAGCGGCCGCAAGCCCCAGCAGCGGAAGCGUACACUGCCCUACGAGGCGCCUUAUUUCGCGCAGACACCCGUGCCCCCGCUUCCGCGGAGCAAGACCGCUGCGUCGCCGAAUGACCUUGCGCGCCGCCCACGGAGCGCCGACCCGAGCGUCUCGUCGUGA